AUGAGAGGGGCUCCGCCAAUCUGUAGGCGUAAGGGUCAGGCGAGGGAGGAGAGGCAGGGAGAGCUGUUGAGGGCGGUAGCCGUAGCAGGAGUUGUGGUCACCGGAGUGUCGAGGGACGGAGGUGACGUCGGUUGGGUAAUGCUAAACUUUUUGAAAGAUUUUGAGGCAAAGCUUGAGAUUAAGAUCACAUGUUCGCAAGAGACUGAACCUCUUGGAACAGUCGGUCCCCUUGCUUGGGCUAGGGACAAGCUGAUAGAUAAAUCCGGAAAGCCAUUUUCUGUUCUCAAUAGUGAUGUUAUUAGUGAGUACCCACUGAAGGAGAUGAUUGUGUUCCAUAAAUCCCAUGGAGGCGAAGCUUCUAUUAUGGUAACUAAGGUGGAUGAGCCUUCAAAUUAUGGUGUUGUUGUUAUAGAGGAAUCUACUGGAAAGGUUGAGAGGUUUGUCGAGAGGCCAAAGUUAUUCAUGCGAAAAUAA
Molecule: messenger RNA, 474 nt
Organism: Salvia miltiorrhiza (redroot sage)
Lineage: Eukaryota; Viridiplantae; Streptophyta; Magnoliopsida; Lamiales; Lamiaceae
Product: mannose-1-phosphate guanylyltransferase 1-like
Exons: 3
Coding region: 1-474 (157 amino acids)
Biological process (GO): cell wall mannoprotein biosynthetic process; GDP-mannose biosynthetic process
Cellular component (GO): cytoplasm
Molecular function (GO): mannose-1-phosphate guanylyltransferase (GTP) activity
Source: RefSeq, a predicted model, not a curated record